Messenger RNA from Arachis stenosperma, 877 nucleotides. RefSeq names its product casparian strip membrane protein 5-like. Lineage: Eukaryota; Viridiplantae; Streptophyta; Magnoliopsida; Fabales; Fabaceae. The transcript has 3 exons. The coding region runs from base 73 to 741 and encodes 222 amino acids. The record is from RefSeq and is a predicted model, not a curated record.
AUAAAUACAGAACUAGCUUUAUAUAACACAUUUUCUUACACUUCACGGAUAGAUACUUAAGUGCCUUCAAAAAUGGACUCCAAUAAAGAAAAUGAGGUAGCUACAGUUGCAAUAACAAAAGCAAAGGACGGUGGCAAAGGGAAAAGUGUUAAAUGGGGUGCUCCUAUUUCCACAGAUCAAUCUUCAUCAUCAGUUUCUACAAAGUCUGCUGCCUCGUUGCCAAGACCACCAGCAGCAAGGUGGAGAAAAGGCGUGGCGAUAGCAGACUUUGUCUUAAGACUUGGUGUCAUAGGAGCUGCUAUAGGCGCCGCAUAUCUGAUGGGAAACAAUGAGGAGGUUCUUCCAUUUUUCACACAGUUUCUCCAGUUCCAUGCUCAGUGGUCUGACUUUCCAAUGUUCCAGUUUCUUGUGGUAGCAACGGGGAUAAUUGGUGGAUACGCGGUUCUUUGCCUUCCGUUCUCGUAUGUUUGCAUUGUUCGACCAUAUGCUUUGGGACCAAGGCUUCUGCUUAUGAUCCUUGAUAUAGUAAUGAUGGGUCUAAUCACAACAGCUGCUGCAGCUGCUGGUGGCAUAGUGUACUUAUCUCAUAAUGGGAGUCAACAUGCAAAUUGGAUAGCAAUAUGUCAAGGAUACGCCAAUUUCUGCCAAACUGCUAGCGAGUCUGUGGUGCUUUCCUUUGUUGCAGCAUUUUUCUUCAUCUGUUUGGUUCCACUCUCUGCUUUGGCUCUUAAGAGGAAUUGACCCCGCCCCAAGUCUCGUGUUAUUGCAUCAUGCUCACUGUGUCGAGUGUUAAUCGAAGUUACCAUUGAUUCCUCUAAAAAGUGAGAGAUAUAUAAAGAGAAGUACUAAAGAAUCAUCAUAAUUUAUUAUUUUAGUC